Messenger RNA from Rhododendron vialii, 2447 nucleotides. RefSeq names its product uridine kinase-like protein 5. Gene Ontology annotation, cellular component: cytoplasm. Gene Ontology annotation, molecular function: kinase activity; ATP hydrolysis activity; ATP binding. The transcript is spliced from 16 exons. NCBI's taxonomy places the organism in Eukaryota, Viridiplantae, Streptophyta, Magnoliopsida, Ericales, Ericaceae. The record is from RefSeq and is a predicted model, not a curated record. The coding region runs from base 451 to 1872 and encodes 473 amino acids.
GUACAACUACUUCGCGCGCACCGCCCCUUCGUGGACGUAUGAUCAUCAGACACGUGUCAACAUGACACAUGCCAAGCGUGUUCCCGCUUUUUCCGUUUCUCUUCCAAAUCUCAUUUCGCUCGUAUCAGGCGUAAAUAACAGAAUCAAGAUCCGCCCUCUCUCUCUCUCUCUCUCUCUCUCUCUCUCUCUCUCUCUCUUCAUAUCACCCUCGAUCCGAGCUCCAAUGCCAGUUAUCUCAACUGAUCAUCUGGGCUAAUAAGCCAACCAAACCGAGCCGAGCAGCAGUAAUUGUUCAACAUUGAUUUGAAAACUUAACAAGCUUCAAAGAUAUAUGUACAAGCUUAGUUUGUUUAUGAGGGAAGCUGAUCUCAAAUGAGUUUUAACCAAGGGGAUCUUGAGUAGCUUGAAUUUUUUGCAAAGUAAGCUGAUCUGAAAUGAGUUUUAACCAAGAUGGAGUCUGAGAUGCUUACUGCAUUAACUGAUACCAUCAAAGAUCACUUCACGAUCAAAUCUGAGAAUGGCUCCGAAGGAUUCUCACAUAAUCAACCAUUUGUAAUAGGUGUUGCUGGCGGGACUGCAUCUGGAAAAACAACUGUUUGCAAUAUGAUCGUUUCUCAGCUCCGUGAUCAACGGGUUGUUCUUGUCAGUCAAGAUUCAUUUUAUCACUUGUUGAGUGAUGAGCAAUUAGAAAAGGUCCAUGGGUACAACUAUGACCAUCCUGAUGCCUUCAAUACAGAACUUCUCCUUUUAUGCAUGGAAAACUUGAAACGUGGACAGACAGUCAGAAUUCCAAACUAUGACGUUAAGAGUCAUAAACACAUAGAACCAGCUCGAAAGGUUAACCCCUCAGACGUCAUCAUUUUGGAAGGAAUUUUGGUUCUUCAUGAUCCGCGUGUCCGUGAUCUCAUGAACAUGAAGAUCUUUGUUGACACAGGCAAUAACCCCCAUUACCAUUUCAUCAGUGCAGAUUCUGAUGUGCGGCUUGCGAGGAGGAUACAACGUGACACAGUUGAGAGGGGAAGGAACAUUGAAAAUGUGCUUGAUCAAUACACUCAAUUCGUUAAGCCUAGUUUCGAUGAAUUUAUACUCCCGUCAAAGAAACACGCAGAUGUCAUCAUCCCUCGAGGUGCAGAUAACGAUGUUGCAAUCGACCUGAUAGUACAACAUAUACAGACAAAGCUUGGACAACAUGAUCUUUGUAAAAUAUACCCAAAUGUUUUUGUUGUACAUGCAACAUAUCAGCUACAAGGGAUGCACACUCUUAUACGUGAUGUCAGAACAACAAAACAUGAUUUUGUUUUCUAUGCAGACAGACUUAUUCGUUUGCUUGUGGAAAAUGGUCUAGGCCACCUUCCUUUUACUGAACAACAAGUCAUUACUCCAACAGGAUCAGUAUAUACUGGAGUUAUUUUCUGCAAAAGGUUGUGUGGGGUAUCAGUCAUUAGAAGUGGGGAAAGCAUGGAGAAUGCACUGAGAGCAUGUUGUAAGGGAAUCAAGAUUGGCAAAAUUCUCAUCCUUGGAGAAGGUGACAAUGGCCGGCAGUUAAUAUACGAGAAGCUACCAGCUGACAUUUCUAGCCGCCAUGUGUUACUGCUCGACCCAGUUCUAGCUUCAGGAAAUUCUGCAAUCAAAGCUAUUUCUCUGCUGUUGAGUAAGGGUGUAGCAGAAUCUAGCAUCAUCUUUCUUAACCUCAUAGCUGCCCCUGAAGGAAUCCAUGCUGUUUGUAAAAAAUUCCCAAAGCUAAAAAUCGUGACAUCGGAGAUUGACACUUCACUGAACAAGGACUUGCAUGUGAUUCCGGGCAUGGGGGAGUUCGGAGAUCGCUACUUCGGAACGGAUAAUAGUUCUGUUGCCAAUUGUGACGACACAUGAAAUUAAUUUUUUUUUUCUUUUCCUCCAUUUAAUAGCAAAGGGAAGCUGAGUAAUUCAUUUUUGUUGAGGGUCUAAAUAAAGCAUCAUCCUUGGGAGAAAGAGUUUUAUAAUGUGAAUAUUUUUUGGAGCCUUUGGUGUUGUGAACAAGUAACUCGGCUUAAAAUUCUGGUUAAUUGGAUUGUAAUCUCAAAGUGCUAUUUAAGGAUUAAAAGCUUACGUAUCAUCGUUUUAUUGGUUCUGUGAAGAAAAGGGGAUAACACGGAACCUAUAUAGAAUGACGUGUGUGGAUCUUACAUGCAUCGUGUGGAAUCCACGUGCAUUGAACAUGAAUGCAAUAUGAUAACACAGUUGAAGGAAGUGAUGUAGUGUUCAUACAAUAAGGACAAUUAAGUAAGCUCAAACUUAUAUGCUCAGAUUUGGAAAUUGCUAUGGGAUGCAAUCUCAUCCAGAUUUACAUAGGAGAAGUGUCACAAGAACCAAACUGAACCUUCUUUCCAUGAUUGCUGCUCAGUGAUGAACCUUUUAAGGUUUGAUUCAAAUUCCUCAGGAACAACUAGUUUCUCCGAUUUUACGCC